Fusarium coffeatum is the source of this 1491-nucleotide messenger RNA. RefSeq lists its product as uncharacterized. Gene Ontology annotation, biological process: transmembrane transport. The transcript has 2 exons. NCBI's taxonomy places the organism in Eukaryota, Fungi, Ascomycota, Sordariomycetes, Hypocreales, Nectriaceae. The record is from RefSeq and is a predicted model, not a curated record. The coding region runs from base 1 to 1491 and encodes 496 amino acids. Gene Ontology annotation, molecular function: transmembrane transporter activity. Gene Ontology annotation, cellular component: membrane.
AUGUCAGACCAAAAACCUCAAGAUGACGCCAAGGACGUAGGCGCUCCUCUGGACGCCACGGCUUCCUACGCCCAGGAAAAGCCUGAAGUUGUCCCUGAGCUCUCCAACGUUGCAGCUCUUGGUCUUCCCAAUGCUGCAGAGCUCGAGAAGAAGAUCGUUCGCGCUCUAGACACUUGGAUGCUGCCCCAGCUAUGGAUUCUGUACAUGUUCAACUAUCUCAACCGUACCAACAUUGCGCAGGCGCGUCUCAACACGUUUAAUCAGGAUCUCAACCUCAAGGAUGGAGAUUAUCAGACUGCUGUGGCGGUUUUGACUGUUGGCUACAUGCUUGCGCAGUUGCCCUCGAACAUGUUGAUCACCCGAGUGAGGCCGUCGAUUUAUCUGCCUGUUGCUGCUUUUAUCUGGUCUGCUAUCUCGGCUAUGACUGCGCUUUGCACGAGUGCUGGAGGUCUCUGGGGUGUGCAGUUUAUUCUGGGUAUCGUCGAGGCUCCUCUCUUCCCUGGUGCUGUCUUCCUCAUGUCCUGCUGGUACACCCGUCGUGAAUUCGCUCUCCGUGUCGCCCUUCUAUACUCCGGUCUGGUGCUCGCCCAGGCCUUCUCCGGCCUGAUCGCCGCUGGUGUCUUCAGUGGUCUUGAUGGUCCUAUGGGUCUUGCAGGCUGGCAAUGGCUUUUCAUCCUCGAAGGUGCUCUGAGUGCCUUCUUUGCCAUCACUGCUUACUUCACUCUGCCCAACUACCCUGACUCCCUUCACGGUGGAGCUAUGCGCUACAUGACUGAGGAUAUGCGCAAGGUCGCUGCUGCACGAAUUCUUGAUGACCGUGUCGAAAUUCAUGAGAAGUCGACUGUCUGGGUUGGUCUCAAGCUUGCUGUCGUCGAUGUCAAGCUGUACAUGUUCUUGUUUAUGAACAUCUUCAUCACCUCAUCCUACGGCUUCAACAACUUCUUCCCCACCAUCGUUAGCGGACUCGGCUUCGGUAACGAUGUUACAUCCCUCCUCAUGACCGCCCCUCCUUACGUCUUCGGUACACUCUGCACUUUCUACGUCUCUUGGGACUCUGACCGUCGUCGCGAACGAGGUCUCCACAUCGUCAUUCCCCUCUCAUGCUCCGUUGUCGGUUUCAUCGUAACCGUCGCAACCGGCAACGCAGCCGUCCGCUACGCUAUGACCUUCCUCUACGCUGCAGGUUGCUUCUCCGCCAACACUCUCCAAUACACAUGGGCUGUGUCUACCAUGAGUCAGACACCCGAGAAGCGUGCUGCAGCUGGUGCCAUCGUCAACAUCUUUGGUCACUUGGGUAAUGUCAUCUCACCUUACUUCUUCCCUGACAAGGAUCAACCCCGAUAUACCAUGGCUAUGAUCCUGCAGAUUGUAUUCGCCGGUCUUGGUAUUACUCUUGCGUCUACCAUUAAGUGGUUCUUGACAAGGAAGAACAAGAAGAUUAGGUCUGAGGCUGAUCGUCUUGGUGUCGACUACAACCCUUUCACUACUUAG